AUGAAGAUUUUUUUAUUUCGCAAGUCCGUUGUUUCCAGCCGGCGUGUUUUUGCGGACGUACCGGUCUCGUCAAACAACAAAUUAAAAGAAAAGCCAACCAGGUCUGCUAAUGGAGUUUGCAGAACUGAUAAAGACACCCAGGGUGGAUGGGGUUGUCCUGCAUCGGCCUUUCAUGCCCACUGUGGAGGGGACCCUGUGUUUGACUGGCCAUCACCUGAUUCUGUCCUCCAGACAGGACAAUACAGAGGAGCUGUGGCUGCUCCACUCAAACAUUGACUCUAUAGAAAAGAGAUUCGUGGGGUCUCUGGGAAGCAUCAUAGUCAAAUGCAAAGACCUGAGAGUGAUCCAGCUCGACAUCCCUGGCAUGGAGGAGUGUCUUAACAUUGCCAGCUCUAUUGAGGCUCUGUCUACGCUUGAUUCAGUCUCCUUGAUGUACCCUUUCUUCUACCGACCCAUGUUUGAAGUCAUAGAAGAUGGCUGGAAUUCAUUUCUUCCGGAGGAUGCCUUUAAAGAUUUGGAGUCCAUGACAGACGAGUGGAGACUGAGUGACGUCAACAAGGACUUCAGUGUGUGUCCAUCAUACCCCCCUCUAGUGGCAGUGCCCAAAGAUAUUGACGAUGACACACUGAGGAAAGCAGCGACCUUCCGCCACAGUGGCCGUUUUCCAGUUCUUAGUUACUACCACAAGAAGAAUGGCAUGGUGAUGAUGCGAUCGGGGCAGCCUCUGACUGGCACCAACGGGCGCCGGUGUAAGGAAGACGAGAAGCUGAUCAAUGCCACCCUGCGGCCAGGCAAACGAGGCUACAUCAUUGACACGCGCACUAUCAAUGUUGCACAGCAGGCCAAAGCUCGAGGUGGAGGAUUUGAGUCUGAGGCUAACUACCCCCAGUGGAGGAGGAUCCACAAGGCACUCGAAAGGUCCAACGUCCUUCAGGAGAGCCUGAUAAAGCUGGUAGAGGCGUGUAACGACCAGUCACACAGUAUGGACCGCUGGUUAAGCAAGCUAGAGGCUUCCAACUGGCAGACUCAUGUCAAAGAGAUCCUCACCACUGCCUGCCUGGCUGCCCAGUGUAUCGACAGGGAGGGAGCGUCAGUGCUGGUUCACGGUACAGAGGGGACAGACUCCACCCUGCAGGUCACCUCCUUGGCUCAGAUCAUCCUUGAUCCAGCCUGCAGGACCAUUAGAGGCUUCCAGGGUCUGGUGGAGCGGGAGUGGCUCCAGGCGGGUCACCCGUUCCGGCAACGCUGCGCCCAGUCGGCCUACUCCAACAGCAAGCCUCGCCAAGAGUCUCCUGUCUUCCUACUCUUCUUGGACUGUGUGUGGCAGAUCCUUCGCCAAUUUCCGUGCUCCUUUGAAUUCAGCGAGAGCUUCCUGGUGCUGCUCUUCGAACAUGCUUAUGCUUCUCAGUUCGGCACCUUCUUGGGCAACAGUACAUCUGAGAGAACUAGACUCUCUCUGCCUGAGAAGACUGUAUCCCUGUGGUCGUGGGUGAAUCGGCCCCAAGAACUGGAGCGUCUGACCAACCCGCUCUACGAGGCCAACAGUCUGGUGAUCUGGCCCUCCGUGGCCCCCCAGAGUCUGCUGCUGUGGGAAGGAGUGUUCCUACGCUGGAACCGCUCCUCGAGGUGUGUGGACGAAGCCUACGAGGAAAUGGUACACAUAAUUGAAUACAACAAGGAGCUUCAGAACAAAGUAAACAGCCUGCGCAGACAGCUGGCCCAGCUGGAAACUGAAGAUCCUCUGCUGCAGACGCCAUAGUGAGAGUGAGAGAGUGAGAGAGAGAGAGAGAGAGAUUCAAAGGGAAGCGAGAUGGAAGAAAUAGGUAGAAAAUGUGAAAAUAUGACUUCUAUGACAAAAACAGAUCAUUGUCAGCCCUGUUUUAGGCUUUGGUUAGGUUUAAAUGUUUUUCAGAUGUUUGAGAAUAUCCAAACAAUUAUAAUUUUGGAUUUAGUACAUGAUUGUUGUUACAUUUUGGUGUCCUGCACAGAAAGAUACAAUGGAAAGUCCCAUAGCAGAAAUUAACUUCAAAAUCAACCUUUCUUCAAUUUUGCAUUCAUGCACAGUUUACAUAUCAGAAAGGACUGAACGAGAGCCCUGACAUCUUACAUACAGAGAGAAACAUAAAAUUGUAUGUCAUUUUACCACAUUGUGUCAUUCAAACUAAGCCGGAUUCAGAGUCCUAUUUCUCAGAGUGCUGCUAAUAUAAGCCAAACACUCAUCAUCUCAUAGUCCUCUAAUGUAGAGCUGACAUGAUUAAUAAAUUAGCAGACCGUCAAAAAGAUUUGGCAAUAUUUAGAUAAUCGAUAAAGCAUUUCAAUAAUUUUUACAAGCAUAAAUGCCGAACAUGCGCUGUUUCCAGAUCCAGAAUUUGCUGCUUUUCUUUGUCAUAAAUCAUUGUAAAUUUGAAAAUGUCAGCUUGAGACAUUUUAAUGGGAUAUUAUUUUGACAUUUCAUUUGCUGAACUGAUUUAUCAAGAAAAAUAAUAAUCAGAUUUAAUGAUACUGACAAUAAUUGUUAAUUGCAUCCCAUUGCAUCUUAAUAUUAAUGUGCAUGCAGACCUGUGUGUUGUUCCGUUCCUUAAAUUAUGCUUCGGCUUGUCAGCUUGAUUUCACAGUUGCUAAGCCUUGUCGAACCCCCGCGUCUCACACUCGCUGACUCCCAUUUACAUACACAGAUAUCCAAAACUUCACUGAGCGAGUCCAUUUCCUCCCAAUGCGUGUUAAUAGAUUUCUCUCACUUUUUGGGCAUUAAUCUCGUUCAGGAGGGAAUACUGGUCCUUCGGAUGUUCCUUUACUUACAGGGUACACAUUGGCACCAAACAUCCUGCUGAAUGUAUAUGCCACUGAAGCACUGCGGAGUAACUAUGGAAACAUAUAGGGUGCUAUAAGGCAGCAUGUGACUUUGCUGCACGUUGAGAUGAUAUAAUAAGCGUAGGUAGGGUCAGCACCUACUGUACUGUACAAUGAGAGGGGAGGCUUGUUUAAUAGAAAACCUGACCAAAAUAUCCAGAUUGUUGAAUGUUUAUGAGAUCAGUACUUGACAUUCCAGUAAGUAGCAUUGCCAGAGGUAUUGAGAGAGACUUGUUUAACUCCAAUGUUAAAAUGUUAAUGCGCAUGAUUUGGUUGUGUUUCGUCAAUAUCUUUAAUUAACUUUAAUCAAAAUCAUUAAGUAUAAUAGUAAAGUAGUCAAUUAUGUUUUAGCAUAUCAUGUAGAAUAAUGGUGGUACUGAGGGUCUUGUUGCCACAGUAAUGGGGGCCAUUUCGGUCAUAUGAUUAUCAUAAAGACUUUAUAGAGUUCAACACGAGGAGGUUUGUCUGCUUAAAAACUGGAAAUAUUAUAUUAAUGUGAGAUUAUUGCUUUAAAGACCAAAUUAUAUUUUGGUAGUUAAAGUUAUAUUUGUUGUGUUCAAGAACUUUUAUUGAACAAAAUUCAUAUCUGCUGUUUAAGAUCCAGAACCAAUGCACUUUGUAUGAAAGGCAUACACAAUAUCAGAAACGUAUUCCUGUAGUUCUUGUAAUCAGUAUCAUUUUUGUUGUAAGUACUCAUCAGCUGUUGCCAUAUUAGUCAAUAAAUGUCUUAAUAUUAAACAUAAAAACAUGCCAAUAUAUCAGCUACUGUAAACUCAGACUAUUAGACUUACUGCAGAUGACACAGGCAGUGUCUCAUAGGAGCAUUCUCACUGACCCAGGACUUGUCAUAUUAAGUCCAAGACCACAAAAAAUAUUGUUUCUUUUAAACCUCCUUAAAGAGGCCGCUCAACACGUUAAAACAACUUCACCUAAAUUCUCUUUGCUCAUCUUUCAAUGCUGUCCAUGGGUGACGGCAGCUUCCAUUGGCACAAUAUUACACUAUAGAACUAUAAUAAGAGAGCUUUAUGCUGCACGUUAAAUACAAAUUGGCAGUUUUGGGGGUAAAAUUAUAUCCAGUGUUCAUCCUGGACCAAGUUUUGUUUGUUUUGCCAGUAAGAAAAGGCAUUUUCUCUGCUCUCUCUUGUCAUCUUCAUAAAUUUACUCUAUUUUGCUUCAAGAAUUAUGUAAUAAUCACACUAAACUGAAUUCCAGCCACUACAUUAAACUGCUUUUAUAAAGGGAAAGUUGCUUAUAGCUGCACUAUAUACAUAUUUUCCUUUUGCCAAAAAAAGACACCUUACCUGCCGUUGCUUUGUGUGUGCAUGAAUGGAACAAUUAGUUCAAUCGAGGCAAUGGUGUGAUUUACAAGUGUGCGGAUGUCCUAUGCUUGCAUUAUACAUAAUAGUAUCCUUAAACGAUGGUUGCUUUGUCAAAGUCAACAAAACUCUAAAAGAUUAUCAGCACUGUGGACAAAUAAUGCUUUUGUCUGUUGUACUCGUCAGUUUUGUGCAAUGCCUUACUGCAAAAUCCGAAUUCAAAAUAAACAUUUCAGCUCUUUUAUCACUGCUGAUCAGAUGUCUGUAAAAUGAUAUUAUUGUUCAGAAGAUUAAAUGUUUUUUUAAGUUUUCAUGCCAUUAAACAUUAUAG
This is a messenger RNA of Morone saxatilis (striped sea-bass), 4497 nucleotides long. RefSeq names its product myotubularin related protein 9 (gene mtmr9). Bases 110 to 1759 code for a protein of 549 amino acids. The transcript is spliced from 11 exons. Gene Ontology annotation, biological process: negative regulation of autophagy. Lineage: Eukaryota; Metazoa; Chordata; Actinopteri; Moronidae. The record is from RefSeq and is a predicted model, not a curated record.